Cylicostephanus goldi is the source of this 546-nucleotide messenger RNA. The record is from the annotation of a GenBank genome assembly. NCBI's taxonomy places the organism in Eukaryota, Metazoa, Nematoda, Chromadorea, Rhabditida, Strongylidae.
AUGAUUCCAGGUAGAUUCAUACGAGCACGAUGGGAACGUGGCUACUACAAGGACCUGUACCAUCGGAGGCAACUUUUGGGCGCUGAUCCCUUUAUACACCGAUCAUCGUAUCCCAAUUGGUAUCUCUUAAACAUUCUGCCAAAUAAUUCCGUUCUGGUUGCGCCAAUCCACCAUUGUCUUGAGUAUCAGCAGAACUACAGUCAAAUGAAGGAAGUUGUAGACGAUUUACGCGAAAAAAUCAAGAAAAUCACUGAGGGAGGCGGUGAAAAAGCUCGAGCUCUACAUAAAAGCCGUGGAAAAAUGCUUGCACGAGAGCGAAUAAACGCUUUGCUCGAUCCGGGAACGUCGUUCCUUGAGCUGAGCCAAUUGGCUGGAUACCAGUCCUAUGGAAAAGAAGAAGUGCCCGCGGGUGGUAUAAUCACAGGAAUAGGAGCUGUAGCUGGACGUGUUUGCAUCAUCGUAGCAAACGAUGCAACAGUGAAAGGAGGAACCUAUUAUCCCAUCACGGUCAAGAAGCACUUGAGAGCUCAAGAAAUUGCGAGGUAA